Messenger RNA from Symsagittifera roscoffensis, 1605 nucleotides. RefSeq lists its product as uncharacterized. Bases 1 to 1605 code for a protein of 534 amino acids. Lineage: Eukaryota; Metazoa; Xenacoelomorpha; Acoela; Convolutidae. The transcript has a single exon. The record is from RefSeq and is a predicted model, not a curated record.
AUGGUCGAUACAUUCACGACACUUGGAUUCCAGCACGAUCUACACUCUACGACAAGUGUCCAAACAGUUUUGUCAAAACUGCCUACACCUUGCCGACUAGAAUGGAAUAGAUACAAUCUGCAAUGCAACAUCAGACAACCAUCACUCAUCGACCUCACCAAUUGGUUCAACAUCUACGCCGAAGCAUGCAGCGAUUUGCCGAGCAACAACAACACCAGAAACAGCAGCAGCAGCAACAACUACAACAGCAGCAACACUCAAGGAUCAUCAUCCAACGGUCACACCCACCAACAUGGACCAUCGGAUCACUGCGCCAAUCAGAACAACCGGAACCAGCAACGCAGCCAGCAGCAACAUAAAUCUGGACAAAAGGAUCAACGACGAUAUUUUUGCCCGGAGAAACGCAAUUGCCAGUACCUUGGAAAAUGCCAACACUUCAUCGCAAUGUACCCAAAGGACAGAUUACAGCAUGCCAGGGACCUACAACUAUGUUUCAACUGCCUCAGCCCCCACAAGUUCGCCGACUGUCAAUCAACGCAAACCUGCCGGACGGACGGAUGCAGUAAGAAACACCACACGCUUCUGCACAACAGCAGCACCUACAACUCGACGACACAGAGGGAGACAGCCAACCGGAACUCCAGACAACAUGACGACACCACCAACUGCAGCACCAGCAUAAGCAGAAGGAAAUCGACUCGCCACAUUCCGACCCUACCAAUAACGAUCUCUCAUGGCAAACAUAGAGUUCAUGCCUAUGCAAUGCUUGAUUGUGGAAGCAAACUGACAUUGCUUAAAUCAUCAAUCGCCCUCCAACUUAAACCAGAUCUGCAUUUAGACGACACCAUCCAGCUAAACCAAGCACUGACAUCAUCAGACACAGCUUCUACAAAGAUAACGAUCGCGAAUGGACCCUACAACCAGCAAAAGCAGCCAUUUCAACUAAAUGACAUCGACGUCAUAAUGGAUUGGAACCUUUCCCAAUUCAACCCUGAACUCGUCAACUCCAUCUGCCAAAGGAACGAGCCACUUCAACACAUUCGGAUAGCCACACUGCCCUCGAAAGAAAUUAGAAUCAUCAUUGGAUGCGAUUUCGCCGAACUCGUGACACCUUCAGAAGUAAUCCAUUCAAAACAAAAUGGGCCUAUUGGAUGGAAAACGCCACUUGGAUGGUCUCUCUGUGGACGAGACAAUGCAGCGACACCCAACGACAUCAACACAAUCAACGUCACGACAGACGAUACACUGUUUCGCCACGUAGCUGAAUGGAUGAAAUUGGACGCCGAAGGGAUUUCAACUGACCAACGCAGCCUCUCGACAGACGACAAGGAAGCUCUCCGCAUCUUGGAAUCUUCAACAACCCGCUUGCCCAAUAGACAUUACGAAGUUGGAAUGCUUUGGAAACGUGGACAACAACUGCCAAACAAUAGAUGGCUUGCCAAGAAGCAGCUCGACAGCCUUCUCCAACGACUGAAGAGAAACACCGAGAUGGCACAGAAAUAUCAGGAGACCAUCGACACCGACUUGCAGAAAGGUUUCAUAGUCAAAGUUGAUGAUUCUCAUGAAGACUCAACAAGAAAAUGGUACCUUCUGAUCAUCCAGUGA